Messenger RNA from Camellia sinensis, 1646 nucleotides. RefSeq lists its product as uncharacterized. Gene Ontology annotation, cellular component: membrane. The record is from RefSeq and is a predicted model, not a curated record. Lineage: Eukaryota; Viridiplantae; Streptophyta; Magnoliopsida; Ericales; Theaceae.
AAAAUAAAUAAAUAAACUCUAGUCUCUUCGGGAGCACCACCAGCGCUUCACUCUCUCUCUCGAUUCUUUUACUCUACAUACACAUACACAUACACAUACACGUAAAACCUAGGUAGGCGAGGCGUGAAUUGAUCUGGAUCGAUUUCCUCGGGGAUGGGCGAUUCGAAGUCGAACUCGAACUCAGAUAGAGCAGUCGGCGAAGAAGUUUCGAGACUGAUCGAUUCGGCCAAGGAGUUACAGGACUCAGCUUCUUCGUUGAUUUCAAGAACGACUCGCGAAGACGAAGCCCUGCGACAGCGAGCCCUCGCUCUUGAUUCCGCUAUUCGCACCCUCCGUUGUUCUAUUUCCUCCUUAGUCCGUAAUGGCAAUUUGGAUCCCAAAGAGGCCGACAAAUUGGAAGAAGAAUUAUACAGAUCUAGCUACAUAUUGAGUGAAGGAGAUGCGGCCGCUUUUAUUCCCAGGAAAUCUCAUGGACGGUUCUUGAGUAUGUUUCUCGGUCCAAUUAAUGUCCGUGCCACUAGGAAGGAUGUUCAAUUGAAAGUGAAAGAGGAGUACAAUAGCUUCAGGGAUAGAACUGCAUUUCUGUUUCUUUUUUUCCCAUCACUGCUACUUGUGUUAAGGACAUGGAUAUGGGGCGGGUGCUUACCUGCAUUGCCAGUUCAGCUUUACCAGGCCUGGUUAUUAUAUCUCUACACAGGUUUGGCUUUGCGAGAGAACAUUCUUAGAGUGAAUGGAAGUGAUAUUCGCCCAUGGUGGAUAUACCAUCACUACUUUGCUAUGGCUAUGGCACUUAUCAGUCUCACUUGGGAGAUAGAAAGGGAACCUGAUUGUGCCCAGAAGCAGAGAGGGGUACAACUGUUCCUGAAAUGGGCCAUAAUGCAAGGUGUUGCAAUGCUUCUACAAAAUAGAUAUCAACGGCAAAGACUCUACACACGUAUUGCACUGGGCAAGGCUAGGAGAAUGGAUGUUGUUUGGGGAGAAACUGCUGGAGUCGAAGGUCAACUGUGGCUGUUGGCACCCAUUCUAUUCAUAUUGCAGGGUUUUGAAGCAUAUGUCGGAAUGUUGCUACUUAAAACUGCACUGGUUGGUGUUGUUUCGGAGUGGCAGGUGACCACUUGUGGGAUCCUUCUGAUUAUCAUGGCAGCUGGGAAUUUUGCAAACACAGUAGAAACACUUUUGGCAAAAUCUCGGUUUAAAGCAAAAAUGAAGAAAAGUAAAAGUAAGCCAGAACUAAAUCCACAAUCCCAUUCUUAAGAAUUUGUGAAUGGAGAUUCUUUUGCACACUGAGUUGAGGAUAUGGGAUCAGGAAUUAGGAAAAUUUUCUUUCUCAACCCAUUCUUACUUGUAACAACUUUUUCACCUUUAUACUUGUAGACCAUCAAUGCUGUUUGUGAGCGCGACCUUUGAUUGCAUACAAUUGAGCUGUAGGUUGGUUGUUAAAGUUUGAACUAAAAGGUCAAUCAUACAUGCUGUGACAGUUAUGCUUGAUGUUUUCACACAUAGCUUCGAUUUUUAUUUUUUAUUUUUGUCAUUUAGGUGAUGUGUAAUUUGUCUUGGAUGUUGAGGUGUGUCAUACUAACAUUUUGGCACAUAACAUUAUCAUUUUCUAUUUUAGUGUACAAAUGUUCAAACAGAUUAUGCCAUUA